ACCCCUCCCGAAAAAAAUGAGUUGUAAGUUGUUGGAUCAUACUGUUCUUCUGUGGUCUUGCGAGGCCGUUGUCAUGUUCUUCCGUUGUUGCGAACAUGACUGCCUCGCGCAACAUUUCUCUCGUCUUACUGCUCCCAAUCCACAAUCAAUGCUGACCGCACACUCGCAUAUAGUCUCCAACAUGCUCAGCAGGCUUCAGGGCCAACCCGAGAGCUACGAUAAGAAGGCUAAAUACCGCUUCGGCCGCACCCUCGGAGCUGGAACCUACGGUAUCGUCCGUGAGGCUGACGGUCCUACUGGCAAGUGUGCCGUCAAGAUUAUUCUCAAGAAGAAUGUGAAGGGCAACGAGAGAAUGGUCUACGAUGAGCUGGACAUGCUCCAGCGUCUCAAGCACUCCCACAUUGUCAAGUUCGUUGACUGGUUUGAGUCGCGUGACAAAUACUACAUCGUCACUGAACUAGCUACGGGCGGAGAGCUGUUCGAUCGUAUUUGCGAGCAGGGCAAGUUCACAGAGAAAGAUGCUUCGCAAACCAUCAAGCAGGUCCUCGAAGCCGUCAACUACCUGCACCAGAACAACGUCGUACAUAGAGAUUUGAAGCCCGAGAACCUGCUGUACCUGACCAGGGAACCCGAGUCCGAUCUCGUCUUGGCCGACUUCGGUAUUGCAAAGAUGCUCGACCGCAAAGACGAAGUCCUCACAACAAUGGCCGGUUCUUUCGGAUACGCAGCCCCUGAGGUCAUGCUGAAGAAGGGCCAUGGCAAGCCGGUAGAUAUGUGGUCCAUGGGUGUCAUCACAUACACUCUGCUUUGCGGUUACUCUCCUUUCCGCUCAGAGAACCUUCAGGAUCUCAUCGACGAGUGCAGUAAUGCCCAGGUCGUCUUCCACGAGCGUUACUGGAAGGAUGUCAGUGAUGAUGCAAAGGAUUUCAUUUUGCAUCUUCUGCAACCAGAGCCCGUCAAGCGCUGGUCGAGUGAGGAGGCCCUCCACCACCCGUGGCUCAGCGGAGAGAAUGCCACCGACCACAACUUGCUGCCCGAGAUCAAGGCCUACAUGGCCAAGGCUCGUCUUCGCCGUGGCAUCGAGAUGGUCAAGCUUGCCAACAGAAUCGAGAUGCUCAAGUCGCAAGAGGAAGACACAGAGGAUUCGGACUUCCCAGCCGACGCUAUCAGCGCCGCAGACCAGUCCAAGCACGUUGGCGCACACGAGGUUGCCGCUGGCGAGAAGCGCAGCCUUUCCAAGACGAUCAAGGGCGCCAUCUUCCGUGAGGUCGUCCUUGCCAAGGUCCGCGAGAUGAAGCAGCAGCAGGACACGCUCAAGGUGAAGGAGGAUGCCGAGAAGGAGCACAGAAGACGCAGCUUUCAGGGUUGAGAAGCGACAAACGUCUCUGUUUGGUGACCUGGGCGGGCCAGCCGGGACUCGGGAAGAUGAUACCACACGGGUUGGAUGAUAUAGCGGGCCACUGAUCACGGCUCAGCAGCGGCUUUGAAGUUUUUUAAGUUGUUACUGCCUUUCGUUGCGCACUCAUUUCGUUUCAGGCCGAAGAUACAUGGCUAGAUGAGCGCGAUAUGGUUGUUGCUUUGCCGGAGCGGGCGGGGGGAACAGAAAAGCCAGGGACAGAUAUGACUUUGAGUAACUCCCAUCAUUUCUUCCAGAAUCGAAUCUCUUCGUGCACACCAUUACUCGACCUUGGUACAUCUUGCUAGCAUUUCACACAGCAUCUGAC
Molecule: messenger RNA, 1724 nt
Organism: Colletotrichum godetiae
Lineage: Eukaryota; Fungi; Ascomycota; Sordariomycetes; Glomerellales; Glomerellaceae
Product: kinase-like domain-containing protein
Exons: 5
Coding region: 17-1369 (450 amino acids)
Biological process (GO): cellular response to oxidative stress; protein phosphorylation
Molecular function (GO): ATP binding; calcium/calmodulin-dependent protein kinase activity
Source: RefSeq, a predicted model, not a curated record